Molecule: messenger RNA, 993 nt
Organism: Lithohypha guttulata
Lineage: Eukaryota; Fungi; Ascomycota; Eurotiomycetes; Chaetothyriales; Trichomeriaceae
Exons: 2
Coding region: 1-993 (330 amino acids)
Biological process (GO): protein N-linked glycosylation
Cellular component (GO): mannan polymerase complex
Molecular function (GO): alpha-1,6-mannosyltransferase activity
Source: RefSeq, a predicted model, not a curated record
AUGAUCCGGCUUCUACCUCCCCGGAAAUUCAGCUCGACAGGACGAGCUCGCAAAGACAAGGAAACACGCCUGAUUUGCCAGCACCAAUAUCGUCGCCGCUACUGCCAAGUGGCUAUACCGCUGCCUUUCCUCGGCAUAUCUGGCAGACAUCAAGUGAAGCUGGUUCAAACGUGGAAGGAUGUCAAAGGAUUUGAGCACCACUGGCUGUCAGACAAAGACGCCGACGAAUUUGUACGGGAGACAUUCUCGACCACACGACCUUCAUUAGUGAACUUCUGGAACGACCUCUCUUCGAAGAGCACGGGGUCUUCUGCUCCGCGGAACGCCCAAGCCCCAAACAACAAAUCAGCUAUUGUCUUCGACAGUACAGCUUCCUCUGCAAUUAUAUUGCGAGCAGAUUUGCUUCGAUACAUGCUUGUGUUCGCUCGUGGCGGGGUUUACGCAGACAUUGACACAUCCGUAUUGCUACACGUUGACCGUUGGAUUCCCGAGGAUCUGGGAUCUCAGAUCAUCAAUGCAGUAAUAGGAAUCGAGUAUGACGACACGACGUACAAAAUGUUCGCUCGUCCUAUUUCCUUCUGUCAACGGACUCUCAUGGCCAAACCAAAUCAUCCAAUCUUUGAUCGUGCCAUCAAUCGGGUCAUGUCCAACCUCGAAUUUCUGGCACGACGCCAGAAGGUUCAGAGUUUAGCUCAACUCGAGCUCAACAAGCUUGAUGUUCUUGAAGCAACAGGCCCAGGUAUGAUAAGUGACGUUGUGCUUGAAGUGAUACAAGAUCAAUUGCCAGACCAGAAGAUUUCUUGGGCAACAUUUCAUGAUCAGAAGCAGGGUAGGCUGUUCGGUGAUGUUCUCAUACUUCCGAUCAAUGGAUUUGCUGGUGGUCAGAAACACUCUCAUGCAGGAGAUCCGCUUUAUGGUCCCAAGUUAGUUCAAUAUCAUUUCGGGAGAAGCUGGUAUCAGCCACAAAAGCCUGCAAACGCGAAAGGAUCAUAG